AAGAAGAGCAACGGCGUCACGAACGGGGUCAAUGGGAUCAACGGGCACAGCAAGGAGAACGACGAGUAUGACCUCAGCCUGCCCGACCGCGUCAUCAGGGAGGGUGUCAAGACCGUGAGGAUGGAGCUGAACGAAGUCUGCGAUAUCACGUAUCCAGACGACAAGUGAUUUAACAGUUCAGUGCCGGAGUCCAACCCUGCUAACGCCGCUUAGCCGCUCCAGCAGAGCAAAGGGUGAAGAUAUGGCAGGGGAACGUGCGGGGGCAGGGCCUUACAUCACCCCUUACAGUCCCGAUGGUAGCUUCGAGCCGGAAUCGACGCCAACCCAGGGACCAGUAAAGCCUCGCGGAACUAGCUUGGCAUCUACUGCUCUUGUUCAAGCCGCCCAAUCCCCCUCGUCCGCCGCCGCCAGAGCAUCGCAUAUUUCAAGCUCAACAACUACCGCGACCACCACUCCACCCAACAGUCGGUCCCACGACAGCACCGCCCACCACACCAGGACCGAAAGCGACGUCCUUGUUCACGAUCACCCAGAGCAGAGGCUAACGACGCAGGCCUAGGAGUCCUAACGGCGCGCCUAGCAAGCCAACCAAACUUCAACAGCCCCCUACCAGCAACCCAUACG
This is a messenger RNA of Trematosphaeria pertusa, 624 nucleotides long. RefSeq lists its product as uncharacterized. Bases 242 to 559 code for a protein of 105 amino acids. The transcript has a single exon. NCBI's taxonomy places the organism in Eukaryota, Fungi, Ascomycota, Dothideomycetes, Pleosporales, Trematosphaeriaceae. The record is from RefSeq and is a predicted model, not a curated record.